AUGAAGGGAAUCAUAAUCAAGAAGACGCCGCUGGACCUUAUACUUGGCGGCAACAAGACCUGGGGGAUCCGCGGUUCGCCAGCGACACACCGUGGCUUUGUGGGCCUAGUGGUCGGGUUUGCCAAGUUGGUAGACUGUAUCAAGCUGGACAACGAGGUGUUUGCAAGCCACUCGGACCGCCACGGGUCGCAGGCCCUGCACAGUGGGUACAAGACGCCGUAUGCGUGGGUCCUGGAGUCGCCCGUGCGGCUACAGCGAGCGCUCCCGUACCAGCACAAGCAGGGGUGUGUGAUCUGGGUCAACAUUGACGACUCUGUGGUUGCCGAGUCGAUGGUGCAAGCGUACAUUGACUCCAAAGCCGGCCCAAGACCACCCGAGGAGGUUGCCGUUGUUGCCAGGGUCCCCGAGCCCCGUCCGCUACCACCGCAGCCACGGCCUGGAAGGAGUGGUGGUGAUCAUUUGACAGUGCUUGAGCACCUCGAAAAGCACGGGUACGCCGUGGUGCCGACGGACCUGGACGUGGCGCAGGCGAGGGCAUACUUUGACGCGGAGAUUGCCAACUUCCCCGAGUUCAACGCCGACGCCAGCAAGUAUGUACUGGGUGGCUUUGGGGCGCUCGGGAACCCCGCGUCGUUCCACAACCCCACUGUGCGCCUACUUAGGGUGUGGGCGCACGCGAUCAUCAGACCCCUCCUGGCGCCCCUGGCUGGAACACAAGGUGGGCCAAUGUACUUUGAGCAGGUGGUCGACCGCAUGAUGGUGCGACAGAAGGGCGAAUCGGCCUCGGCGGAGGCGUGGCACCGGGACGAGGCCAAGCUGGCCGGGGCCGACGAUCUCGUGUUUGGGGGCUGGUGGAACCUGGACUCGACGGCUCAGUACUUUUCGUGCAUCGCCGGGUCGCACAAGGUGGUGUCUGGCAACAAGGGGUUUGCAACCGUCAAGCUGAGCGCAGAGCUAAAGGCGCAGAUGCGGCGGGACCGGACGAAGGUCAGUUUCGUGCGCGGUACAUCAACACACGAUUCCGUACAAGUUGUGUCGCAACACCGUUUUUUCAAGAAAUUCGGAAAAAAAAGUUUCGUGCGCGGUACAUCAGUACACGAUUCCGUACAAGUUGCGUCGCCGCUCUUAUACGCAUAA
Sphaeroforma arctica JP610 is the source of this 1137-nucleotide messenger RNA. RefSeq lists its product as hypothetical. The transcript has 2 exons. The record is from RefSeq and is a predicted model, not a curated record. Bases 1 to 1137 code for a protein of 378 amino acids. NCBI's taxonomy places the organism in Eukaryota, Ichthyosporea, Ichthyophonida.